Messenger RNA from Onychostruthus taczanowskii (white-rumped snowfinch), 14735 nucleotides. Its product is annotated as tubulin alpha-3 chain-like. Gene Ontology annotation, cellular component: microtubule; cytoplasm. Lineage: Eukaryota; Metazoa; Chordata; Aves; Passeriformes; Passeridae. The record is from RefSeq and is a predicted model, not a curated record. The transcript is spliced from 4 exons. Gene Ontology annotation, molecular function: GTP binding; structural constituent of cytoskeleton. The coding region runs from base 13255 to 14637 and encodes 460 amino acids. Gene Ontology annotation, biological process: mitotic cell cycle; microtubule cytoskeleton organization.
ACUCCAAGACACAUGGAAAAGCAGUAAAAAUAAAGUAUGCUGAUGACAGACAGAGAUUGGCUGUCAUCUGUACUAAGGUUUUCUAUCAAAAGUCUUAACAGAACAAAAGUAGUGUUUUUUGACAGCUGUACCUUGCAGAAAUCCAGAAACACUAAGAAAAUAUUACUUCCUUAUUUCCUAGUAAAGGAGAAUUUUGGCUGGAAUUUAGUGAUGGUGCUACACCAUGAGCCUAGAGAUAAAUAAUCAACAAGCUCUCACCAUUUGCUGGUAAAGCAGAAGACAUAAUAUAAGGGUUGGUCUAUUUUAACUUGUUUUCACUACUUAAUUCCUCUAUGAUUUAGUUGUUCACCAUGUAGAAAAAUGCUAAAAGAUGAGGUCCAAACCAAAGUAGCUUGUAGCUACUUAAAAGAACAUAGUAUCUGAACUCCAGGUUGUAACUAGCCCUUUCCUGUAUGGGUUUUUCUUUUGCUGUGUUUUGGUUUUUUGGGUUUUUUUAACAGAUAAAUUUGAAGUUGUGUGAAAGCAUGAACGCAGGAGGGAUUACUAGUUACAGUCUGUAAUGACAAAGGUAUACUUUAUCAAACAAAUAUUGGAGAGUUCUGCGUACUCAAAGACUACUCUGUGGGAAAUUAUAAAAUUCUCUUUUUGAGCCAAACAGUCUAAAUUUUCCUCCCCUUGUCUGUAUUCAUACUGGAGAAUAGGGACAUUAGUUCUUUUUAAGCUUAGUUGGAGAGAACCAAGAAAGUAUAAAAGUAUGAUACUUACUACCUGCCUAAAAAUUUUGUUCAGCACGUAUGUUUUGUUACGUUAAUACAGUAAGAUAAGGAGAGAUGCUGAAUAAGAUGACAACCAGCAUGUUUUGGGUUAACAAAUACAGUCAGUGAAGAAAGAUAACUUGUGAAAAUAAUUCUGUUGUAGCCUCUGUAAUUCAUACUACGAUCAAGUGUUUACCACAGCCUCAGGAAAGGUAUGACAUCUAUACCAAAUUCUGUGCAGCUUAUUUUCAAUAAAAUGACCUUUAUGUCAUUAUUUACCACUAUUUCCUUCACAAUUGCUGUAGGCAGCUUUUGCAGAAAAGCAGAGAUCCCUUUUUUCCCUUGCAAUAGCAUCACUUGAUACAUCAGGCAGUUUUCUGCUCUAAUCUGAAUGUACUCUAAACAGCACUAUACUCUAAACAUCAUUAUUCAGAAGAAUCACAGCACUGCUUAGAUUGCAACUCAAAUACUGGAACUUUGUUUGCCAUUUUGAACCCUAUAAUCUAAGGCCUUCCUUAAAUGGUCACAACUCAGAGCAACUCUUAAAAGCUUAAGAAGCAUUUUUUCCAUAUACAUCUUUAUUUUAUGUAUAGGGUAAGAAAGAAAAAAAAAGGAACAAAAAACCAAACCCCCCCCCCCAAACAAGAAACAAAACCCAACCAAAAUCAGAGUGAUAGACUACUAACUCAAUCUUUGGAAUUAAAAAUAAUUCCAAAAGCUUACUCAUAGAACAUACCAUUGAAACUUCACUAAGGAGAAUGCCAAAAGCCAAAGACUACUUACAGAUCAUGAAAAGCAGAAAAAAAAGCCCAAAGAGUCAGAACACCAAGGUGUUUGACCACUUGCUUACAGAACAGCUCAAUCAAAUCAGACAGAACUUUUCUGUGCUCAGCUUUUACCUCUUUUCUCUCAGAUACAUUAAUGGCUUUCUUGGGAGGGACCAUAAAGCUUACCUUUAGUAAGUUAUAUGUGGCUUUGAAACAUGGAAAUAAUAAUCUAAUAGAUGAAAAAAAUACUAGUAAUUGUUUUUAGUUAUUUUCAAAAUCAUACUAGCCAUUUUACAAAAUGUCAGCAUAUGUUCAUAUAAGUAAUGAUGUAGCUUGACUAGCCAUAGACAUGGUUCUCUUGUCUGUGAAAUUUGUACUUGGAAAAUGGACAUAACAAAAAAAGGUGAAAUUGCCCCUACAUAAUUGCAAAUUGUUUUUCCAGCUUAUCUCUAAAUAUCAAAAUUUGUACCAGCAAAACACAAAGAAAGUUUAACAUACAUAAACUCUAUGAACCAAAUCAAAACAAACAACAAUGCACACAAAAAAAACCCCAAAAAGUGGCACUCAAAACCCAACUUCAAUCAGGUUUAGCUGUUUUCUUGUUCUUUUUCAGCUUUCUAGUGGCAAUCAGAUACUGGGGUUCAUGCUGUCUUCCACUGUUUGUGUCCUUGUAAUUCUUUCUGUAACAGACUUAAAGUAUGCCUUUCUCCAUGGCUAAGGUGCUGGCUCUCCAAAAACGGCAUCAGUUUGAUAGUUUGCUUGUUUUUAAUUCCUUUCUCACUCCUUUCAUUACCUCACUUGCUCCAAAUAGUAGAUAUCUUCCCUUUAUUUCUCAGUCCUUUUCCACUGCCUAUGUUUGCAAUUCAUCUUACAAUCAGCAGGUUGAUAUUUUCAGAUGUAAGAGGUGAAAGGCUUUACAAGCUUUAUGGACUCCAUUUCUCUGCUGCUACACUUCUCAAAUCUAAACAGGACAUGGAUAGCAAUCUAUGACUCCAAUUCAAAGUCUGAGCAUCACAGUGAAGGGAGCAGAAUGUUAGGUAAACACAUAUCAGAAGACAAGAAUCAAAUGGAAAGAAAGGAACAGACAUAAAUAUUCAGCUAAUGCUCAACUGAGAUUCUUCAGUGCUUUCAUUAGUGUAUACAAUAAUCACCGUGUCAGGUAAACAAGAAAUUUUGCUGAACACAAAGCAAUACUGUAGCUGUUGCUACUUAUACUUCGGAUGUAACAUUAAAUGUGAGGAUCUGUGAAAUGCCAGGUCUGUGUUCUGCAUUUUCCCAGCAUGUUUCAUCUAUCUACAGGUACAGUGCUACUAGUUCUCAGAAAAUACUUAAAUCUACAUCCACUGUAAUAAUGUUCUGUCCCUUGUAAGCAAGUCUCAUGCAAUGGGCUCGCCUUGUCAUGUCACCCACAUACUGCAGGUUGCCUAAGAAUUCUUCUUAAUGACUUGUUUUAGAUUCUAAGAACCUCUGAUACCUACAAACACUCAGAGACAUCAAACUGCAAGAUGAAAGCCAAACAGGUCUCGUUUCUCCAGCCUAUGGUAGUAAGCAAAAUAGUAACAAAUUAUGUAUUUUUCACUGCGAGAUGAACAUUCCUGGAAGGCCAUAUAUGGCAAACUGUUCUAUUAUUAAUCUCACCAUAUGAGAACAACAUGAUGUCUGGAGGAAAGACCUAGCCCAAACAUGCAGAAGUAUGUUCCGUUCUAUUUUUGCUGUAGUCAAGAAAGACUGAAGUGUACUACUUUCACUCUUCUCUCAUCAAUCCAGCACAGAAAAAGUGAAUUACAGUACAUCUGUACCUUUCUGCAGUAUCUCAUACAAAGGAUACUGUAUUUUACAUUGGAAAAUAUUAAAAAACCUGAGCCUUAGAGAAACAUCUGUACACUUGUGAUAUUCUCACAUUAAAGGUUCGUAUUUCUUCCUAAAGGUGAGAAUUCUGCAUCUAUGAAUGUAUUUAAACAAACAAGCAAUUUUAAAAAAGGGGAGAGGGAGAAAGUAAUCUAGUUGGACAAAUAUUCCUCCCUUGCACCUCUCAGAGAAGGAAUAUGGCUCUCCAAGCUACAGUUCUACAAUAAAUCCACAGAAUUUAAAAAACUGAUUACUCCACUGGUAUUUCUGCUUCUUAAAUCCUAUUAUUGCCGCUAGUGCACUUCAAGGAAUGCUAAUGCAUGAAUGAAUCUCAUUUGGCACUGAUUAGUCAAAAGUGAGAUCACAAAGGAUCAUGUGGGUCCACUGCUCCUCCAUCAAACACAAGCAGUCAACCACUGCUGCUUGGGCUGGCUACCAUCACAGGAUGGCUACCAGCAGGAUGAGAAGUUGCUGUUCAAUGGUCUAUAAAGGCAGCAAUUAUAUUUGGCUGGGGGUUGUUAGGUAUACCUACAGACUGUAGAUGACUCGGUGUUAGCAAUGCUUAGCGUAUUUUCUUACAGCUGCUUGCCACAAUACAAUGAAUUCAUUAUACCUCAUUCAUUAUCUUCACAGAAGAUUAAAAUGAUUUUGCAGUUUCUACAAUAUUUCUGCAGUAUUCAGAGAAUUGUUGAAAAAAAAAGCAGUCAGACUUGAUGGCAUUAUGGUAGUGUAGAUCCCCUCCAACUGAAUGGAUCAAUGUAGUCCAUACACAGAUAAUAUUUGUGAAGAUGCAUUGUGAUUCAUGAAAAAAAUUCUUUCAUGGCAACUUCUCCAUACUCUUGUUCAUACUUAAUUUCUUUGAUUUAUUAAAUAAAUACCUUUUGUCUUCAUACUGUUACUAUCAAUGACCUGAUGUCCAAGCUAGUACUUUUUCUUUACAAUUGGCAGUGAUGGAUGCCCACGUCCAAAGCUAAACUAUUGUUUCAAUUUACUCUCUUUCUUUCAAGUGCAGAUUUUGUUACAGUUUCCAAUUGCCAAAAAACUUGGGAAUUACAGCAGAGGAGUAGACAGGGGAAGGCAGGAAGUUAAUAGAAAACCCUUAAUCUGGUACAAUGACACAACACAUGAAUCAGUUUUGCUAAGGAAAGUAUUUUGCUAUCAAUAAAGGUAAUUUACAUUUUUAUUCUUUACAAAUAAUUCUGCAUUUCUGAGUGCUUUAAUGAAAGGAAAAAAAACUUCCUAAAUGCAGGUAUUACCAGUCUCCCAUGGCCACAAAAAGUAACCUCAGACUAAUGUCUUAAUUUAUAAAUAAAUUCUCAGUAAUAGCAGAAGAGACUAGAGCAGACAAGUACUACAUUAAAUAUAUACUGUUCCUGAAAUUGCACUUUAUGGCUUUUGAAGUUCAUAAACAACAAAUAGAAAGCCUCAUUCAAAAGUAUCAGAAAGAAAGAGCGAUAUGAAGAAUGAACAGAUAGCAUAUGCUACACUGGAAGGUGUCAUACCACUCUGUUAGUAGUACUACUAGCAUUCUUUCCACUUACAGUAAAUAAAUGGACAGCACAAAAAUAUAGUGUUAAAAGAAGAAGAUGCUAGGGAAACAAAAGUCCUAUUUGUCUUUUAAACAGAUACUCAUUAGUGUCAUUCUUUCUCAGACAGGUUUUCCUUCUGCCUCUUAGAAAAACACCAAAGAAGCUUCACCUAGAUUAGGCCAUAUCAUUAUGAACAACCCAUUACACACAGGAUCCAUUAAAAACACUAGGAAGGCUGCUGUCACAUUUAAUCCAACUCCACCCACUUCCAGAGACAAAAGCAUUACAGUUCAGGACCCUGCUUGGUUGCUUUGGAAGCAACAAAUUGCUUUCAUUCUUUUCUUCUGUGCCAUUGACCCAUCCAAUUGAAAAAAUGCAAGCCCUGAUUCUCUAAAGAGAAAGUAAAAAUGUUGAAUUUAACAAUUCAUUUUGGGUGACAACAGGAAAUAAAUACAUUAAAAUCCUGACCUCUGCAUAUUUGAAAUUCCAUUUUCUUUGAGAGAUCCUUCUAAAACACCAUAAAAGGACAUGUUUAUUAAAAAGAACAUCAGUUCUACUUACUUCAAACAGUUUUCUAUCAGUGACGAGAAAGUUGUGAACUGAGAAACGAGACAUUUAGCAGCUGGACUUAUCCCUCCAUAGUUCUACUAAAGCAUGCAUAAGAGCGUUUAUCUGAAAUCAAAUUAAGUAUUUAUCUGAAAUGAAAGGAACUUAUUUUGACUUGGCUAGAGUCCAUUCCUACAGAUGGCUUUGAUAAAGUUCACAUCAAUUGAGAGAAAUCACUGUUCAGUAAUACCUUUUAAAUGAACUAAUCUUGAAUUCUGUGAGUAGGCUUUCUUCUAAUUUCCAUAGGAAACUAAGGGUUCAGCAUUUUUAAUAGUCACAAACUACAGGGUGAUUGAGAAUGCUUUGGGAAGGAGAAUUCACAACGAAUUUUCCGGACAUACUUCACAUGGUCAAAAGUCUGCAAGUCCUCUAUCUCCAGGGUAUAUGGAAAAUAGAAAAAAAAGUACUGGAACUUGAGAGAACAAGGCUUAAGCAAUGGACAGCCCCAAGGCAAGUGAUCUACCACAGCAAUACUCAAGAGAAAGGCUUCCCCCAGACAUACUGAGACAAAUAAGGUAUGCAAGACCCUUGGCUAGGUAUGACAGGGAAUAAGGAGGCACCAGAAGCUCUUUUGGAACCGACAUGAGAACAAAAGGAACAAGGAAUGGGAUUUGAGGCAGAAGAACGCUGCUAGUUUUCUCAGUAAGGUUUAGCUAUGAUGACAUAAAGAACCACUAACUAGAGAAUGAAAGUAACUGCACCAGCUAAAAAGAAUAAAAAUAAUGAUUUAUUCUAGGGUAUAAUGUCUGAAACUAGCUCUUAUGUCUCCACAAAAAGAUUUUUAGAGAACAAAUUUGUAACCAGCAUUUGAAAGAACAUUUUCUUCAUUAGAAAUUAAAAACUUAAUGUUUCAGAAAAGCAAUCUCAAAAUAAAAAAAUUAAAGUACAAGCAGAAAUAUAGAAAUUCUGGCAGCAAAUGAAAGUGAGACAAAGAAAAAUUAUGUGGCAGACCUUGAGAAACAAGUGUACAAAGUAAAAUAACAAUACUGCAAUGUUUUUUCUGACAAGUGUUGUAUUGAACAUAUGCCCAUUUAGUUUCCCCCUCUAGAGCAGAAUAUAUAUUGCUUAAAUAAGAUUUAAGAAAUUAUUUAUUUAGAUUUUGUUUCCAAAAGUAAAUUAAGAUUAAAAAAUUUCAAUGUUUAUAAAACUGCUCUAUCUUCAGAAACUGAAACAAAAAGCAAAGCUCUUUACCUGAAGUUUUAUUUAAUUAAUGCACAUCUACGUACCGAACAAUGACCAGCAUCAAUUUACAACUGGUAUUCUUUUUGUCUUGUUUCCCUGCUGCAAGGGAAUUGCAGUUUGUUUGUGGUGUGAUUUUAGUUUGCAUUUUCUUCUGUGCUGGCUAGACAUGAUGCACAGACUUCUAAAUAAUAACUUUAAGUAAGUUAUCCAUACUUAUAUGUUCAGUAUAUUUACACAAUUAUAAAGUAUGCUCUACAAAAACGUAAUGAAAGCUAAAUGAAACAUAAUAGAAUUCACCUUUGAGCUAGAUAUCCACUCCUGAUCAGGCUUCUUUCCAUAACUGGAGUCUACUUCCUCUUCUAGGCGACCAUUCCACCAAGCUGUCUACUUGAAGCUCAUUCCUACAGAGAGGGCAUUUGGCUGUACAAAAGCCCAAACAACAUUAAAAGAAAUAUAUUAAAUCUUUAAAUCUAGUUAUUUAUAGUGAAUGAUAAUUACCACCUUUACAAAGCACCUUUUAUGCAUUUAUCAUAUUGAUGUAAAAACAUCCUCAAGGAUUCAUUCUUGUAACACACUUUCUCAUUUCUGACGUGACAGUCAAAAUAUUUUAUUUGCAAGAACAUUAACAUGACCUAAACACUGCACAUUUUAUAAAUACUCAGCCUUCCUUAAAAGUGAAUUGGUCUUCUUUCUGAGCAUAUUUAUAUUUAAAUAAGUAUCUUAAGGUUUUAAAGCAAGGAUAUAUUUGGGCUAUGAGAGUAAGAUUAUUUAAAAUAUGAGAAAAAUAAACCAUCUUUCAAAGCCAAUAUCUUUCUUAGUUACAAACAAAAGAAUGACCUUUUAGCCUUUUUCUUCAAAGCCUGCACAGAAAUAAUAGCAGUCUGAUGAAAUAUGCUUUGUCAGGACCAGACAAGGGGUAUCUUCUCUUUUUCCCCAACAGACACAUGAAAUGAGACAUAAUUUAAGACCAAAAGCCUUUUUCUCUGAAGUACAUUCUAGAUAAAGCAAAAUUUAUACAAUAGCACUUUCAUAGGACUAGUCAGAAAAUUUAAUAAUAGUCUGCGUGCACUGUACAAAUAGACAACUUUGUGAGGCAAAAAUGACAGCCAUGAAAAACUUACGCCUAAUGGAGCAACCCUUUAAAAUUAGGUAACUGUUUAUAUAGAAAUCUGGCCACAGAACCAAGGCAUCUUUAGAGAGGCUACAAAGCAGACCUCACAAAGCACAUGAAUACUGGGGGCUGCUAAUCUGGAAUGAAUUGCUAGCCAAUUAGAGAGACUCGCAGUCAUAGUCUGAUACAUUAAUUUAUUGCAGCAAUAAAGAUAUCCUUUCAAGAGACAGACUCUUUAACACAAACAAAUUGGAAAUAACAGUUUUCCAAACAUAGUGAAUGAAUGAGCCAUUCCUGAUUUGGCAGCAAACCCAAAAUCCCCCAGUGGCAAGCCAAAAUAAAUGGCUGUUAAAGUCUAUUACAUCUGAAAAAUGUUUUCUGGGAAAAACCCCACAACCUCCUAACAGUGCUCAUAGACAUUUUUUUCUUUUUUAAUAAAAAGCUCACAUCUUUAUGCAUCCCUUCUCCACUUUAGUGCUGUAAUUAUAAACAAAACACAAAAGCUGAACAUUGCCAGCACAGAUACUGAAAGACUUAUGGCAAAAGCAUAUGAAAAUGACAAAAAAGAUCAUUGUUCUCACAAUUAACAACUAGAAGAAGAAAAAAGAUGUUUGAAUGCGUAUCUGGUGAGCUUUUAUUAGAAUGCAGUUGAUACACAAAGACAGAUUACUAUAGAGAUCUUAUAGCUAUAUUGUUCCUAUAUAAUCCUAUUCUGCAUAGGAUUUUUACUUACUUGCACAACUCUAAAUUUAGUCUCAACAGAAGACUGAAAUGAAGAUAGUAUUAACUCUCAAGCUGUUAAGUACCAAGUUUUUCCAAUUCUGGUAAAUGCUUUUAGGUUAACAUUAGAAAGAUAAAGUUAUUUCCAAGUUUGUAACACCAUGACAUGCCAAACUUUUCACUCAGCAGUUUUGUGCUUGCAGCUUCACAUCUCAUUUGUGUUAAUAAUGCAAACCAUUAUCUUGCCUGGAAGAAUCCUGCUUAAACCCAAGCUGCUUUGGGGAGAGGGUAUGCAGUUUGUUGGUCUCCUUUGUUUUCAAGGUGAUACCUAAAGUACUUUCCCAUGUUAUUUACUAUGACAGAAUUGCGUUGUAUAUUCAGGCACAGAAACUAACCAGAUCAAAUGCAGUACUAGUACAAAUACCUAUCAUGUGGAAACAGUGAAUUCCCUAACUUUGGAAUUUAGAUGCAUGUCAGAGUCAACUUUGGAAUUUAUAGAUGCAUGUUUAGAUAUCAGAGUUUUGGCUAAAAGCUGCAAAAACUUCCUUGGCAAUCAGGAAUCAUUUUGAAGGUAAGAAAGCUUAUUCACUCACUGUUUUAGAAACUUAUGAUAGUUCAAAAGAGCAGAACCUGCACCCACCUCUGUUCAGACUUCACUACUGUGAAAGCAAUCUAUAGACCAACAAGGGAUUGGACAAAGGUGGUAGUUCUGGAGAUUCCAUGAUCCUUUCUUGGCAAAACAAAGUGAGUAACUUGACUUUACAGUCAAGUAGUAUAUAAUGAUGAUAAUUCCAUCACAUCAUAACCCAGUUUAUUUCUCUCCACGUUAAAAGCACCAGAAGGUUCAGUAGGGACACUGACUGCUACAAACACAUCAAGAACCUCUGCACUGGAAAAAGGCCUCUGCAAGUGCUCUUCCUUCACAAGUUUCCCUCAAAUUUACCAGAAACUCUAGAGAGUGGGAUAGCUGCAUCAGAAUUUUGUGUAUCAGGCAAUGGAACAAUGUCAGUCCAGAAGCCACACAGACUACCAUUUCCACCUCUGUCUUCUUAGGUUGACUGACUGUGCACAAGCAGGGACUAACCUGUCCCUCCCUGCUUGUUCCUAAUAAAGAGCACCAUCUGGGUUUGUGCUAACAUUUGCAGCUUUAUUCUGAGGAGGAGUCAGAACAACUCCCAAGAGUAAAUGCAGCAGAACUCGAUGCAGAUGGUGAGACUACCAUGCCAUUAUAUUGCCCUAGAAAGGGCAAACAAAAAGUAUAUCUUAGAAGCACACAAGAAAAAGAAAUACUCUGGUUUUCAAAAGAGCAAUCCAAGUAUACUCAUUCACAAGCUUUUUUCUGUAUAGAGCCCAGAGAAGGGACAUAAAGAUGGUCCUUUAUCAAGACAGUUAUUUCACUGUCCAAGUUUAUCAGCUUCGAAAAAGGAGCGCAGACAUGACUUUAAUUCAACAGUCAACUUCCAGUACACAGCUUUGGUCUCUUUUAAGCGCAAUAAUAUAUAUGAUUUGCAUCACAUCACAUACAAGCAGUGAAGAGGCACCCAGUCAUAUGGAGGCAUACAAUGCUGCACACUUUUACCCCAGGGAAAAAGGUAAGAACUACAGAACAAGCUUUUGAAAAUACUGAAAGACCUUACCACUGUUCAGUUUGACAGCUACUCUCUGCAUAGACUGACUUCAGGCCAUUAGUUUUUACAAGCCAGAUGAUAACUAGGUUUACACGCUUCACAAUUUAAACGAACAAUAGCUUCUGGUGAUAGCAGUUCAUUGCUUUCAAAUUGCUAUUACAAUUACUUUUAACUAUAGAACAACCAACCUCUCCAUUUCUGAGGACUUCAAAAAUACCCGCUUUACAAAACACAUGCGCACAGUGUCUUAUCACGGAAAGAGUCAGUGAUUCUAAACAAACUGUGCAUUCUUCAUCUGAACCAGAGCUCAGAACCAACUUAAUUUUACUCACUAAUGUCUCGUGCAAUUCUUCAGGAGUUUUAUCAUUUGCAAAUACAGAAACAUACUUAAACCCAGAGAUUUCCAUACAGGAAACAUUCUGAUCUCUCAUGCUUCAAAACAGUUCCAUUGAUCAAAAUGCAAUCAUAACACUUGAUACACAGUGAGGAUAUAGCCUACAAUACAUAAAAACACAAGCUGCCCCAUACAGAAAAUUCUGGCCUAACAUUUCAAAAUACAUUAAGAGUAAUCCUACUUGGAAAAGUGGUACUUAGAUCUUAAAGUACGCUCAGUGAUAAGUAUGUAUGCAACACAAUGCCUAAUGGGAAUAAGCAAUUUUCCUGUGGCAGCUGUUUAAGUACCAAUAAUAUUAUGGACGUGACAUUAUUUAUAGUAAAGAUUGCUUUGUAUUUUAAGUAAAGAAAUUCAAGCCAUACUUAGUUAGUAAUUAAGCUCUAAAUAAUUAUUGAGCCAUUUAAAAAUUUGUUUUCCAUCCUGUAUUCUUUAGGAAAAUAAACAAAAACCUUCUAAAAAAGGUUCUGACCAUAUCUCAUUGGUCUUCUGGAUUCUGAAAAUCAACAAGGGUGUCCUUCUUGUUGUCUUACAAAAACUGUAAAUAACACUAAUGUUCAAAGGGAUCAAGAUGUUAUAUUUUGACCUAUUUCUUUGGAAUACGCUAGUAUUCUUAUAUUUCAAGAGCAAUAAAUCUCUUUAUUUGACACUUCAUUUGACAUUCUUACUAAUAUUUCAUUCUGAGCAUAUAAGCAAAAAGGCACCUGUCUCCUCCCUCUUCCUCAGCUGGUUUGAGGACUUAAUGACACAAUCUCCAGAAGUGCCAGAGUGAAUCUGCCUAGUCAAAAGCAGGGAAUGGAGAGUGCACUCACUACUCACAGAGUGGCACUGUAAUUACAAUACCACCUCAGUUUUGUAUUUCUAUUAAAUAAAUCUCCCUUGGGAAAGCAGAUCUGUAUCCUUUUACUAUCAGGAGAGACUACAGGAACUUGUACCUGCCUUUCACCUCACCAGUACCGACCAUGAUGACAUAUGAAGACAACUGAGCACUGUGAUACCACUCCACCGUUCCGGCAGGCCUCGGCGGCAGGCCUCGGCCGCCUCCCGCCCCCACAGGGCAGGCCGCGCGCGCCCGCUCCGGGCCGCUCAAACCCCGCCCCCAGACACGCCUCUGCCUCGUGGCGGUCUUCUCCCUCGCCGGGAGAAGAGCACCCUUGGCCAAUCAGAGGCCUUCCCUCGCGCCCAGUCCGCGCGGGUAAUGGCCAAUGGGGAGGCAGCACCUGAGGCGAGGGGUUCGAGGCGGUUAACGGUUGGCAGUUGGUGCUGGUCGGUCGCGGCGGCGGACGUAUUGUGGCGCAGUCGGAGUUCGUCACCUUAACGAGGCACCAUGGUGGGAAAUGGGAUCCUUAUGACUGCGGGAGGAGAAAGGGCGUUUGGGAGACGGGAUCCUUGUGGCUGCGGGGGGAGAAAGGGCGUUUGGGACCGCGUCUGUUGCGGCAUUUGAGGGGAGUUCGUGACUGUACGUGCUGCGGCAGGACUCGCAGGCAGUCUGCUUGAAGUCCCCGUGGUAGCUCUAAGGCAGAAAGGUUGGGGAGAAGGAGAGAAAUUAGUAUGAAAGCUUAUUAGCUUUAGGGGAGGCGAGGCAUAGAAACCGGCCGAUAGCUAGCAAGACAAGAUAUGUGCAAAGGACGUCUGUUCGGAGCAGGCACCUCCCGCGCCAAAAGGCGAGAGUCGAACUGGAACCUCUAUCCAGGCGGCGGGGAGAUAGCGGGGCAGGGCAUGGUGGCCGCCGGCUGGAUCUGUAUGCCGGUUUUGGGCUGCCUUGGCGCGUGAAGCCGUAGAGGGCACGGCGCGUGCUCGAGGGACGGGCCGGGCGGCGCGCGACGGGAGCCGCUCCAUGGGCAUAGCCAAUCAGAGGAGGGGGCGUGGCCGACGGCGGUCAGGGCCGGGCCGGGCGGGGCGUGCCGUGGGCCAGUCGCUGGGGGUAGCCAAUCAGGGGAAGGGGUGUGGCCGGCGGCGGUGAGGGCUCGGUGGUCGCCGCGAGUCUCGUGGCGGAUAUGCGGGGCUGGAGCGGAGACUGGAAUUUGAUGAAGCUACCAAGGAAACGGAAAGAGCAGCCGAAAUAGCUUGCUUUUUCUUUUCCACCUCUGCUUUUUUCUAGAUACACUCUAACAGUAAAUUAGAAAACAGCUUGUUUUCCUUUCAGUUGUAAGGCAAUUGAGGCAUUGGGAGAUUAAACAUACAUGCCACAGUUGCUUAGAAUCAAAGGAGCUAGCUUAAAGGGGGCAGAUUAUGUGUGAUUGGGAUUCUUAAAACGAUUUCAUGUAGGAAUAUGUGUGAAAAAAAAAAGAUGUACUAAUUGCUAGGGCCUAGAUACUGGUAUGCCUAUUAUAAAGGAAAAUGUACUGAAUAGUCCUGUGCAGGAAAGAUGCUUGCAACAGUUACCCAGUAUAUUGUGUGGUAACAAGUCAAGGAAAUUGGGGGGAUAUUAUAUAAAGAGGUCUUCCAAAAACUAAAAGAAGAGUAAAAAGAAACUGGGCUGAAUAUUAAAGAUGGAAUAUAUAUACAGCAUUGUAAGGGAUAAUGAAUUUGUGUUCCUAGAGGGACUAUGUUGUCUUUAGGAUCUUCCAAUAUUCACAGAGUCAGUGCAGGUCAGCAAAGGUGAGUAGUGUCUUGCCAGCAGCCAACAACUUGUUCUCCUAAAUUGUCACUUAAGGGCAGCCAGGGAAUAUUGCAGCAAAGAUCAUGGAAGAUACAACCCAUGGGCAGGCAGCUCAAUGUCUCAUUAUCAUUCUCUUUUUACUUUGCAGCGUGAAUGCAUAUCCAUCCAUGUUGGCCAGGCUGGUGUUCAGAUUGGCAAUGCAUGUUGGGAAUUGUAUUGUCUUGAACAUGGGAUCCAGCCUGAUGGUCAAGUGCCUAGUGAUAAUACUAUGGGACGUGGAGAUGAUUCAUUUAACACUUUCUUCAGUGAGACAGGAGCUGGUAAACAUGUUCCGAGAGCGGUGUUUGUAGACCUAGAACCAACCGUAGUUGAUGAAGUACGUACAGGCACAUAUAGGCAGUUAUUCCAUCCUGAGCAGCUCAUUACUGGGAAAGAAGAUGCAGCCAAUAAUUAUGCCAGAGGCCAUUAUACCAUUGGAAAAGAGAUUGUUGAUCUAGUGCUAGACCGCAUUCGCAAACUGGCUGACCUGUGCACAGGGCUGCAAGGCUUUCUUAUCUUUCAUAGUUUUGGUGGAGGCACUGGUUCAGGGUUUGCAUCACUGCUCAUGGAAAGGCUAUCUGUUGACUAUGGCAAGAAAUCUAAACUGGAGUUUGCAAUUUAUCCAGCACCACAAGUUUCCACUGCUGUAGUGGAACCCUACAACUCAAUUCUAACUACCCACACAACAUUAGAGCAUUCAGACUGUGCCUUUAUGGUAGAUAAUGAAGCCAUUUAUGAUAUAUGUCGUCGUAACCUGGACAUUGGCCGUCCUACUUACACCAAUUUGAACCGAUUAAUUGGGCAAAUUGUUUCAUCCAUCACAGCUUCACUGCGUUUUGAUGGAGCCCUCAAUGUAGAUCUGACAGAAUUUCAAACUAACCUGGUUCCAUACCCACGAAUCCAUUUCCCCUUGGUAACAUAUGCCCCUAUCAUCUCCGCUGAAAAAGCAUAUCAUGAGCAGUUAUCUGUGGCUGAAAUUACCCAUGCUUGCUUUGAACCAGCCAACCAGAUGGUCAAGUGCGACCCUCGCCAUGGCAAGUACAUGGCCUGCUGCAUGUUAUACAGAGGCGAUGUUGUGCCCAAAGAUGUCAAUGCAGCCAUUGCCACUAUCAAGACUAAACGUACCAUUCAGUUUGUGGAUUGGUGCCCAACUGGAUUUAAGGUGGGCAUUAACUACCAGCCUCCCACUGUGGUGCCAGGUGCUGAUCUUGCCAAGGUGCAGCGGGCUGUGUGUAUGCUGAGUAACACAACUGCUAUUGCAGAAGCAUGGGCUCGGCUCGACCACAAAUUUGAUCUCAUGUAUACUAAGCGUGCCUUUGUGCAUUGGUAUGUUGGGGAGGGGAUGGAGGAAGGAGAAUUUUCUGAAGCCCGGGAAGACCUGGCUGCCCUUGAGAAAGAUUAUGAAGAAGUUGGCCUAGACUCAGUAGAAGCAGAGGCUGAAGAAGGAGAUGAAUAUUGAGAAAACUAAAGCCUGGAAAAAUCUAUUUACCAAAAAAAAAUUGCAGAACCCUGUUUGUUUGUUUUCAAAUGUGCUUCCAAAUAAAGUUCUAAAGAUUA